Molecule: messenger RNA, 1548 nt
Organism: Colletotrichum higginsianum IMI 349063
Lineage: Eukaryota; Fungi; Ascomycota; Sordariomycetes; Glomerellales; Glomerellaceae
Product: Cytochrome P450
Exons: 4
Coding region: 1-1548 (515 amino acids)
Molecular function (GO): heme binding; iron ion binding; oxidoreductase activity, acting on paired donors, with incorporation or reduction of molecular oxygen
Source: RefSeq, a predicted model, not a curated record
AUGGAUCGCUUACACCGACUUCCGAAUCAAGAGAAGCUUGGAGCUCUUCUUGAUGAUCUCCCGCCUUUCACUGCGCUCAAUGUCCUGAAAGGGCUUGGCCUUGCGGCCGUUGCCUAUGUUCUCCUGGUCAGAAUCAUCUACAACUUGUACUUUCAUCCCCUUCGUAAUUACCCGGGCCCGAAGCUGUGGGCCAUUUCGCGAAUCCCAUGGCACUACACCAACCUCAAAGGACGCAUCACCUGGCGAAUCCGCGACUUGCACGAUCAAUACGGCCCUGUCGUGCGCAUCGCGCCUGACGAGCUUUCCUACACGACAUCCACGGCAUGGAAGAAGAUCUACGGCCAACGCAAACCAGAGUUCCCGAAAGCUCUCGAUGGGCGCGGUAUCGCGCCGCCCAGUAUCGGUGGGCGCAAGAGCCUGAUGACAGAAACACAAGACCAGCAUCUGAGGCUGCGACGAGCGAUCAAUCCGGCCUUCUCGGAAAAAGCGUUGAGGGAACAGGAACACUAUCUUCAGAGUCAUUCCGACAAUCUCAUCAAGAUUCUGAAGGAGAAGGCCAACCAGGGCCCUGUCGAUAUGACGACUUGGUACAAUCUCGUCGCUUUCGACAUUGUAUCCGAUCUGGCAUUCGGUGAGCCGGCUGGCUUCUUGGACAACGCAGACCAACCCUGGAUCCAGGUGAUUCUCCAGAGAGCGAAAGCGAUUGUGUGGUUCCAGCUCGCCGUUUGGUACGGCUUCUUCCCGCUGCUGAAUCUCCUCACCCCGAAAUACGUAACCGAAUCGCGCAAGAACCACAUCGCCCUGACGGAGGCCAAGCUGGAGAGACGCAUGAAGGCCGAGAACCCGGGCAAGGACUUCAUGUCCUUUAUCCUCGAGAACGAAAACGAAGCAGUCGAGAAGCUGUCCAAGGUCGAGCUUGUCAUGCUGGCUAGCAACUUCAUCGUUGCCGGGAGCGGCACGUCAGCAGGCGGUAUGUCGGGUCUCACAUAUCUCCUGCUCCGGAACCCGGACAAGCUCGCGAAGCUCAAAAAGGAGAUCCGCGAGAAGUUUCAGACGAGCGAUGAGAUUUCCAUGCAGGGCACGGCCCAGUGCAAGUACCUCAACGCGUGUCUCGACGAGGGUAUGCGCAUGUACCCCCCUACUCCAGGUUCCCUUCCGCGGUUUGUCCCGGGCGAUGGCGAGAUGAUCGAUGGCAAGUGGGUGAAAGGCGGCAUGGCCGUUGCCGUCAAUCAGUUGUCGGCAGGUACAUCGGAGCUCAACUUCAAACGCGCCCGAGAGUUUCACCCCGAGCGAUGGCUGGAUCUGCCUCCAGAUUCCGAAUUUGCCAACGACGACAAAGCAGCUACCCAGCCAUUCUCCAUGGGCCAGAGAGUCUGUAUUGGAAGAGCAAUGGCGUAUGCCGAAAUGCGUCUGACCAUGGCCAAGAUUAUCUGGCACUAUGAGCUCGAGCUCACUGAGCCUGAGCUGGACUGGUGGAACAAGCAGGGAACAUAUCUGGUAUGGGAAAAGAUCCCAUUGAUGAUCCAGCUUCGGCCCAGAGUCAUCUAG